This is a messenger RNA of Suillus subalutaceus, 207 nucleotides long. RefSeq lists its product as uncharacterized. The record is from RefSeq and is a predicted model, not a curated record. The transcript has a single exon. NCBI's taxonomy places the organism in Eukaryota, Fungi, Basidiomycota, Agaricomycetes, Boletales, Suillaceae. The annotation marks the transcript as partial.
CGAUUUCUCGAAAUGGUUCUGGAAUUGACUAUCAUUCCCGGAAUCGGGUUGUGGCACAUCCACGGACAUCAGGACAGCUGCUAUGUCCGAUAUGCGUCGAAUUUUAUUGAAGGCAUCGGUCAGAUUGAUGGAGAGAUCAUGGAGACCCUAUGGUCACGUCUCAACCUGAUUUCCCCUGCUGCUCAGGGAAUGUCAUCCCCGCAUUGA